CAUUGUUUUGGUAUAAAACUGCGAUGCAGAUUAUUAUUUUACCACAUUUUCCUCUUUGGUGUGAGUGUCCGAACGAUUUCCUGAUUCUUGUAUUAAAAAUGAAGUUUCUGGUGAUUUUAACAGCUGUAGUGGCAUCUGUCUCUGCUCAAACAGGUUACAGACCUCAAAUACCUGAAUAUGCGCCGAUCCCAUAUUCCUUCAAUUAUCUGUCUGAAGCAGAUGAAGGUAGCAGCAGUCACCAAGAAAGUGGAGACGGUUCAGGAAAUGUCCAGGGAUCCUACACAGUAAUCCACGGAGACGGCUUGAGGAGGGUCGUCGAAUAUACCGCUGGACCUGACGGUUUUAAGGCCAUUGUUCGAACCAACGAGCCAGGCACCGAUAACAGUAGUCCUGCCGACGUCAUCUUCGAAUCCACUGCUCCUGAAGCAAAAGGGCCCAUCAUCACUUACAGCAAUAAUGUUGCUCCUGCAGUAAGAAGUGGAGGCCAAAGACAGAAUGUAAGAUACGUACUUGUGCCAAGUACUGAUCCUAGGGCAUCACGACAAUAUUAGAUUCUAUCAAGUUUAUCUUAGGACCAUGGGAAGUACAAAACAUUGAAAGCUGGUUUUGGUAUACAGGCUACUACUUUUUGUAUUAAAUUUUGUAAAAAAAAAAAUGAUGACUAUUUUAGAAUAAAUUUUAUUUCUUGCAUGCAAAUUUAUUGUUAAUCUCCAAAUCAAUGUUUCAGUAAAUGUGUAAGUCGGAAUUAAUUUCAAGUGAUAUAUUGUGUUUCAUAAAGUUUGGCUUUAUAUCCAUUGAAAUUUUCAAAUGUUCAUGGGAAUAAAUGUACUUUAGGUGCA
Messenger RNA from Argiope bruennichi, 839 nucleotides. RefSeq names its product adult-specific rigid cuticular protein 15.7-like. Gene Ontology annotation, cellular component: extracellular matrix. Bases 24 to 551 code for a protein of 175 amino acids. The record is from RefSeq and is a predicted model, not a curated record. The transcript is spliced from 3 exons. NCBI's taxonomy places the organism in Eukaryota, Metazoa, Arthropoda, Arachnida, Araneae, Araneidae.